CAGAUUACAACUACUACGGGGAUCCACACAGACCAUGGCCACAGCUGCCUCGAAUCCCUACAGCCUUCUCAGUUCCAGCUCCCUAGUCCAUACAGAUUCUGUGACUAUGCAACAAGGGAGUUCUUUCCGGAAUCCUCAGAAACUUCUCCAAAGUGAUUAUUUGCAGGGAGUUCCUAGCAAUGGACAUCCCCUGGGACAACACUGGGUGACCAAUCUGAACGAAGGAGGGCCGUGGUCCUCCACACUGGCUACCAGCCCUAUGGACCAGCAGGACGUGAAACCCGGGCGCGAAGACCUGCAACUGGGCUCGAUGGUUCAUCACCGCUCACCGCACGUCGCUCACCACUCUCCGCACCCUAGCAACCCGAACGCCUGGGGGACGAGUCCCGCUCCAAACACGUCCAUCACGUCUAGCAGCCAACCCCUCAACGUGUACUCGCAGCCAGGCUUCACGGUGAGCGGCAUGCUGGAACAUGGGGGUCUUACCCCACCUCCGGUCUCAGCUCCCACACAGAGCCUACAGCCCGUGCUCCGGGAGCCCCCAGACCAUGGUGAUUUAAACUUGCACCACUGCCAGGAUCACUCUGACGAGGAAACACCGACCUCCGACGAGUUGGAACAGUUCGCAAAACAGUUUAAACAAAGAAGAAUCAAGUUGGGCUUCACUCAGGCGGACGUGGGGCUGGCCCUGGGCACACUGUAUGGCAAUGUGUUCUCACAGACCACCAUCUGCAGGUUUGAAGCCUUGCAACUCAGUUUCAAGAACAUGUGUAAGCUUAAACCACUACUAAACAAGUGGCUGGAGGAGGCUGAUUCAUCCACAGGAAGCCCGACCAGCAUUGACAAGAUCGCAGCACAGGGCCGCAAGCGCAAGAAGCGAACCUCAAUUGAGGUGAGUGUCAAGGGCGUACUGGAGACUCAUUUCCUUAAGUGUCCCAAACCUGCCGCGCAGGAAAUUUCCUCGCUGGCAGACAGUCUACAAUUGGAGAAAGAAGUGGUGCGUGUCUGGUUCUGCAAUCGAAGACAGAAAGAGAAAAGAAUGACUCCACCAGGGGAUCAGCAGCCACAAGAGGUUUAUUCUCACACCUUAAAAACAGACACGUCCUGCCAAGAUCUCUGACUGCACCUGAGAGAGGAACUGGCUGGCUGUCCUUAGAAGCAGCGCAGAUUUUCCUUUCUCGCUCUUUUUCUUUCCCUCCAGCUUUUUUGUUUGGUUGUUUUCCGCGCUCUCUC
Sorex fumeus (smoky shrew) is the source of this 1233-nucleotide messenger RNA. It is a transcript of the gene POU3F4, whose product is annotated as POU class 3 homeobox 4. Gene Ontology annotation, molecular function: RNA polymerase II cis-regulatory region sequence-specific DNA binding; DNA-binding transcription factor activity, RNA polymerase II-specific. The coding region runs from base 35 to 1120 and encodes 361 amino acids. Gene Ontology annotation, cellular component: nucleus. Gene Ontology annotation, biological process: regulation of transcription by RNA polymerase II; brain development. The record is from RefSeq and is a predicted model, not a curated record. The transcript has a single exon. NCBI's taxonomy places the organism in Eukaryota, Metazoa, Chordata, Mammalia, Eulipotyphla, Soricidae.